Molecule: messenger RNA, 5687 nt
Organism: Ruditapes philippinarum (Manila clam)
Lineage: Eukaryota; Metazoa; Mollusca; Bivalvia; Venerida; Veneridae
Product: proteasome activator complex subunit 4B-like
Biological process (GO): proteasomal ubiquitin-independent protein catabolic process
Cellular component (GO): cytosol; nucleus
Molecular function (GO): proteasome binding; peptidase activator activity
Source: RefSeq, a predicted model, not a curated record
UUGUUAAGAUGUAACGGGUCCUAUUUAUUACCAUAUAAGACUAAGAUAGUUGAUGUGUUCACAUAUAUACUGAGACUACAGUGUGUACAGGGAUAUGAGAUAGCCGGCAAGUCACUGAUGUAUUUACUACGUGGUCUUACUUUAGUCUUUCCAGUAAAUUAUGCUAGUGUUAGUGGAUCUCUUGACAGACCUGUCACAGAAUAUCUUGCCAUAAGGGAAUGGGCAAAGCCAGGAGAUAUAGACAACCUUGGUCUAGAAUGGCAUGAACCUUGUCAGGAAGAAACAGAUUUUGUACAAGAAUUGUUAGAGAAAUUCUUAGUACCUGAACUUAACACUCUUAAACAAAUAUCAGCUGAGAAUGCCAUACCGAGGGAGGAUUUAUUAAGACGUCUCAACAUUAUAAUGGAAUGUUUGAAUGGUGCAGGUGGUGUGUUACCUAUGUGGCAAGGAAAUCACAUCUCUAUGAUUGAAAGUCAGGUUCCUCUUAAAAGAUUUGGUUGUGCAAAAUCUUGUGGAAGUAACAGAGAGGUAACUGUAUCAGGUGGACAGAAUGUAAGGGUGGUUGUUAUCGAGGCUAUCAGAAAAUUGCUCAGAUAUAUGCUGUCAUGUGCAGAGGAUGAUACAAAAAGUUUUCACAGACUUUUAAGGAUAUAUGAAUCAGUACUGUUUUUCCAUGGUAUACCGGAAGGGGAGUUUGAUGCUAGAUGGAAAAGUUUCCAUGCCGUCAAGAAAGCUUUAGAAGAUAAGCUAAGAGGUGGUAAGAAUCAUCUGCGAGCCAUUCUAGUAGACAGGGUUCUCUUACAACAUCAGAUGAGAUGUCUACAGAAGACAGACAGGUCUUUUACAGCCAGACAUCAGGAAUUGCUUCAAGAUCUAUACACAUUGUCUAUAAGUAGAUACAGUGAGGUUAGAAAAAAAGCCCAGUCUGUGUUGUUUCAACAUUUCCAUAACUAUCCAUAUUCCUACAGAACUCUUGUAGAUCCUUUAGUUAGCAAAGUGCUCAGCCCUGAUACCCCGGAACAUGAAUUUCAGGGAGCCUUGUAUGUGGUACUUGGUAACAAUAAGCGUAACAUAGCAACCAAGCGUAGCUGGGAGAUAAUCAGUAAAGUAUGGCCAGCUAUAACCCAGGCUCAGCAUUCCGAGAAACCUUCCAUACUCAACCUGAUUGAUCAAAUUGUUAGCAAAACUGUCAAAAAUGCAGAAACCACAGAAAUAAAAAUCUUGGUAAAUGAGAGAAGUUUAGCAGCAGCUGGUAAAUUGUUCGAGUCUCAGCACCCACUACCAUCUCAGGGUACUUGUUCUAGUAUAGAAUUACAGGCUGCCAUACAACACGAGUCUAGCACCAAUGAUAAAUGUCAAAAAAUGUAUGUUGACUUAGUAACCAAACUCACUGGCUUAGUCACUGGAGGAAACUUGAGAUGGAAGUUUUGUCAGAUAGGCAUGGAGUUUAUGACAUUACUAAUCAGACAUGAUGCACCAUUACCCACAUGUGCUGUAGAAUUGUUUGUCCAGAAAUGUGUGGAUGAUUCCAUAUAUCUGAGAAAGAUAAGCACCUCUGCCCUAUUAGGCAUUCAAAAGCAACAUAAAAGACCCCACAAGAAGAUAAAGUUUGACCCUACAAAACAAGGAGUUGAUACAGGAGUUACAGCCCCUGGCCACACUCUGUCUCCUGGAGAUAGACCUGAUAACAGGUGGCAUAAAUAUAACUCACAGAAUUUACCUGACACCCAGGACAAGUGGGAAAAACUUGUGGUUAUAGAGAAGACACACUGGGGAUAUUAUACCUGGCCUAAAGAAAUGGAAACAUAUGCUCCACAUAGUGAGCAGCCAAAGUUAAAUAGAAGCACAGAUGAGCUGACAGAGGGGGAGAAAGUUGUGUAUAAUGCCUUCAGCAACAAAGAUUAUGUACAGAAACUUGUAGAUUUCCUUGCACUGGAGGAAAACAAGAACAAAGACAAAUUUAGUCAGAAGAAAAUGACUUUGUUUAAGGGAUUGUUCCGUAACUAUGGUGACUGUUUGUUAGAGAAUUUUAAAGCACAUAUAGAGAGAUUAGUGAGUGAUACCAGUCAUGAUAAACAUGACUCCAGUCAACGAUGUGCCAUGGAAAUACUAGCUGGGAUACUGAGGGGGUCAAAACACUGGCCAUAUCAACAGACUAAAGCAUUAUGGGAUUGGGCUAUACCUUUGAUGAGAACUGCAGUGAAUAAUCUUACUGUGUCAACAGUUUCUGAUUGGUCAACAUUCUUUACUAAUGUCUCUGAGAGUAGAGAUCCUAGGAAGAUAUACUGGUUGUAUGAAAUGUUGAUGGAUAAUCCAUUAAAUGGUGAAGGCGGAUCAUUUGGAGAUGCUGGACGUCUUCUGAUGAUACAGAAUGCCUUGUUACAACAAGAGUGGCGAGUUGGUGACCUUCAUCGUAGAUUAUACACUUACUUAUCUCCCCAUUUCUCAUAUACAUACAAAAAUGUGAGGGAUAGGUUGGGCAGUUUACUAUCAGAUGUGUUCAUACUAGACUAUAAGAUGUUUCCAUGGUCAAUGACUACAUCACCAGCAAGGAAGGAAUUUAUAGAUCAUGUUUUACCACAGUUACAUAAACUUAAAGACCUUAUCAUUGAGGAAGCUCAAAAUCAAAAUGGAGGGUCUGUAGAAGCUAGUACGACUACAGAUAAACAACUAGAGACCAGUGUAGAGAAGAUGGACAUAGACAAUCAAAGUGAGGAAAGUGAAGAGAGGAAAGAACUAAUAAGGCUUUGUAAAACAGUGAUGAAGUGUUUAACAAGUUGUAUAAGCAGGACAUUCAACUCCGCACCUCCAGAAGUCAUUAAAUUACUGCCAGUUAUGUGUACAUUAGAGAGCGAGUCAAAGGACGAAGAGUUGAACACAGAUUGUACAGUGGCUCUAGCAAGUCUGUCUCAGGCAUUGAUACAACCUGAAGUUAUACCUGAUAUACUACAUACUGUCAAAACUGUGACAGGUUUACAAUCUUGGCAUGCAAGGUCUGCCAUUCUAGGAUACAUUCAGGUGAUGGUAUUUUGUAAUUUCUUCACCUUACAAGAUCCUAAACACAAAGAAAACAUCAAAGAAACUGUGAUGCAUCUAAUAUGUGAUGAUAAACUUGAGGUACGGGAAAUGGCUAGUAUAACACUAAGUGGCCUAUUACAGUGUGGGUAUCUGGAGAUGGACCAAGAUUUACUGGACCAUUUUGAGAGACUGAGCAGUACAAAGAUAAGUAAACGUAUAAAGUCAGAGAAUUUACCUGUUGAGAAGCUCUUACAGCGCCACGCUGGAGUUCUGGGUUUAAGCGCUUAUGUACAGGCCUAUCCAUAUGAUGUCCCAGAAUUUAUGCCACAAAUUCUUAUGGAUCUUAGUAACCAUGUUAAUGACCCACAACCUAUACAGAUGACAGUAAAGAAGACCUUGUCAAACUUCCGUCGUACUCACCACGAUAACUGGCAUGAUCAUAAGCUCAUGUUUACAGAUGACCAACUUGUUAUACUAACUGAUCUGUUAGUCUCACCAAAUUACUAUGCUUGAUACCAGUCACACAAUACCUAUAACAUCAAAACCAUAGAAAUAACCUGGAGGAUGGUCAGGCUGGGAGAGAGCAAUGUAUCCUACAACAAUAUUACAUUGGGAAUCUCACAGAUCUCAGAUAUAACUUCAUCUUUCACAUAGUGGUUGUAACAGACGAUGGAUUACAUCAUGUGUGCUAAAUGUAUAUGUUAAAUGAUACGAUUUAUAUCUGUAAUUUGUUGGUAACUUGUAAGAUGAGGGGAAUUAUGAUAAGCUAAACAAAUAAAUGCAUGUUCAAAGGAAAGUACAUUUAUUUACAUGCAUGCUCUUCAGAUCAUGUUUAAUUAAAUGGUUUUGACACAUUAUAAUUUUAAACAAAAAUGUGUAUUUGAAAAUGUAUUUGAAAUAAGUUACCAAUUUAGUAAAGCCAAUGGGUGAAAGUAUAAGUUUAAUUGUUGUUCAACUUAUGAGAAACUUAAAUAGAAAAUAUUGUUAGAUGUAAGAAAUUUAAGCAUUUUACAUGUAUUUGCUAAAAUAUUUGUAUAUUAUCUGUCAGUGUUCUAGAAUUAAAUAUGUACGAUUGUUUGUUGAUUUAUUUACAAAAGUAUAAUAAAUCAUUAUUACUGGUUUAGACAAUAUUUCUGCUAAUGUAGUAAUAUUAAUUAGUAUUAUAUUUCCUGGGAAAUAUAAAAUAAAUUGUUGUUUUUUUAACACAAAAAAUGUGUUUGUUUGCAUAUGUUAUCAUGUACAUAUUCUUUUAUUUGAGUUGGAAGUCCUUAAUAAUGGUUUUUGUUAUACAUAAUUUAUCAUUUGCCAUGAAUAGUUUUCUGUUUUGAAACUUAAAUACAAUUUUGAUUUGUUAUAUAAAACAUGUAACAUUUAAGUUCAAUUUUAUUUGUUAUUAAGAUGAUUCGCAUUGUCAGCCAUGUUUGAUUUCCACUAUGUGUUCCAAAUCGAAAGUAGGCUACUUAGUAAAUUAAAGAUGGCUGACAAUGAGGAAUAAGCUUAAAUAUACCUGUAAAUUUAAACAGUUCUUCCUUUAAAACCAUUAAAUGAUUAAAACUUGAUAAAUUAUGACGACAAAAAAAAUGAAUAUUCAUGUUUGUACCUAUAUUCUAUAUUUGGUGUUUUUUUUUUUUUAAGGAAACUUAAUGUAUCAGUUUCAAAAUAUAUUUUGUACUAAUUUAACACACACCAAUUUAAGAGUGAGGGAGAGAGAGAGUUUAAAAUAUACUAUGCUCAUCCUUGAGUAAAAUAUUUUAAACCACAAAAAUUUAUUAAAAUCUUUGAAAUUCAUACUAAUUUAUGUCUUUUGAAUAAAAGAAUGAAUGAACUAUGUAUGGGAAGCUUCGUUUCCUAUUACAGAUCAAGUAAAGAUUGUAUUUUCUUUAAAACAACAACAACAACAACAAAACUCAUAUUGUGGCCACAUAUAGUGUGUAGGAAUUUAAACAUAACCUGUCUAUAUUGUGAGAAGUCAAAACAUGUUUAUAUUAUUUUUACAAAGAUACUGUGUAGCAAUUAUCAAUAUUUUCUAAUACUAGUAUAGUAAAUAAAAUGUUAAUUAUUGUUAAUUGUUCAAGGGUAUUACGUUGAUUUGAAUAAGAUCUACAUGAUACUGCGUAGCAAUCAAUUCUGAUUAUGACUAGCAGGCUAGAUUGUGAAUGGUAAUGUAAAGGAACAUACAUAUAAACAUAUUGUACUGUUUAAAAAAGUUGAAAAGUUGAUUUUCAUUAAGUCUUUAUUUAUAUUUAUUAUUUUACUGUUUAUAAACCAUACCUAGGUGACUUUGUGUAAUUGACUUACAUUGCUGUGGAUUUUGAAUAGUCCAUUCUGUGUUGAGCAGACGGCAUGUCAAAUAGCACCCAUCUGUCAGUCUGUAUUGGCUCCAUAAUGGGUAAAAUUAUGGGCAUAAAUUAUAAUAAUUACUGUAAGAACUUUUAGGAUUAUAGGGAUUCGCAUUAAAGGGAAUUUUUGUUUGACUCAACAUUAUUUUAGAUUUUCGUAUUUCUUUGCCGUUAUUUCAUGAGAAAACUAGGCAAGUGUUUAUUUGUAGAUUUGAUUUUAAAUCGUAUAUUUUCCAUUUUAUUUAGUUAGAAUAUUUUGCAAAUUUCUUGGUUCUUUGCAUAAUUAUAUUGUACAAAUAUUCUGAAAUAAAGAGAGAAAAUAAUACAGAA